Molecule: messenger RNA, 1098 nt
Organism: Salvia miltiorrhiza (redroot sage)
Lineage: Eukaryota; Viridiplantae; Streptophyta; Magnoliopsida; Lamiales; Lamiaceae
Product: metalloendoproteinase 3-MMP-like
Exons: 1
Coding region: 29-952 (307 amino acids)
Biological process (GO): proteolysis; collagen catabolic process; extracellular matrix organization
Cellular component (GO): extracellular matrix
Molecular function (GO): metalloendopeptidase activity; zinc ion binding
Source: RefSeq, a predicted model, not a curated record
CACAAAUUAUACUAUAUUCUUACUCAUAAUGGCUAUUAAGCGUUUUUACCUUAUCCUAUUUGUCUUCCUCAUUUUCCUACUAAUUGGCAUCACUGCCAAAAGGAACACCUCCAGUGACAAAAAUCCCCCACCGUUUGAUUUCAUCACGAAAUUAAAAGGUUAUCAAAAGGGAAACAACACGAAAGAGGUCCACGACCUCAAGGCCUAUCUUGAGAGAUUCGGUUACCUCAAUAAAAAUGAAGCCACUAAUGGUGAUUUCGACGAUGCCCUCGAAUCAGCCAUCAAAACUUAUCAGAAAAACUUCCACAUCAAACCCUCAGGAGUCAUAGAUGACGACACGAUAUCGAAAAUGAGAGCCCCUCGUUGUGGAGUGGCGGACAUCGUCAACGGCACUAACUACAUGCAACCCCGCAACAAAAACCACCUCCCCCGCCCGACUUCCAUCCACACAGUGUCUCACUUCAGUUUCUUUCGAGGCGAGCCUCGAUGGCCGCCGGCUAAAAACCAUCUCACUUACCGGUUUUCGUCGGACUUUGCGGCAGACCUCGUGGCGCGUGCCUUCCAACGAUGGGAAAGCGACACACAUUUCUCCUUCUCACGUGUCGGAAACAACCAGGAAGCCGACAUAGUUAUAGAGUUCAAGCAGGGGUACCACGGCGAUGGAAGCCCUUUCGAUGGGCCCUACGGAAUCCUAGCUCAUUCAUUUGCACCAACUGACGGCAGACUCCAUUUCGAUGCAGACGAAAAUUGGUCCGCCGCCGACAUUCCAAGUGCGGAUGCUAUCCAUUUGGAAAGCGUUGCUGUGCACGAAAUCGGGCACCUUCUUGGGUUGGGGCAUAGUGCGAUUGAGGAAGCAAUCAUGUACCCUACAAUUGGCUCAGGAGAGGUUAAGACCAAUUUGCAGGAAGAUGAUAUUCAGGGGAUUGCAUAUUUGUACAAUUACCAAAAUUAGCAUAUUUAAUUCUCUUUUAAUUUCCUAUAUUUGCAAUAGUCUUUAAUUUUAUGUUUUCAUCGUUGUUGUCGUUGUCUUUGUAUGGUCUAUAUAGAUGUGUAGCCCAUUAUAAGAAAUAUGAAUAAACUCGUUUCUUUCUUUUCCUA